Messenger RNA from Rotaria sordida, 3264 nucleotides. NCBI's taxonomy places the organism in Eukaryota, Metazoa, Rotifera, Eurotatoria, Philodinida, Philodinidae. The record is from the annotation of a GenBank genome assembly.
AUGACCACUACAAAUGAUGAUAUGAUGGAAUUAAAAAUAGACGAGCCUAUUUCAUCAUCAUCAUCAUCUUUAUUAAAUACUCAUCAUCAUCAUCAUUAUCAUGAAUCAUCAGGUUACUCAUCAAAAGAAGCUGAAUGUAGUAGUCCAGAAAAUAAAACUCAUAUACCACAUCGACAGCAUGAAACUAAAUUGAGAAUUACGGCAAACAAUAAUAACAAUAAUAAUAAUAAUAAUAAUAAUAAUAACAAUAGUAGCAGAACAACUGACAUUCAUCGUCGACGACAUAGAUUACCUACGUCAUCAAUAACAACACCAAAUAGUGGUUCAUUAUCUGUUGAUGAAUCUUUAACAGAAUCAAACGAUACCGAACGAACGGUCAUUACUCUCGAUAAAUCGAUUCAUCGUCUAUCACCGAUCUGUGAUGAACAACUACUACCAACAACGAAUACAUUAUCAAAUAAUCAACAUUUUCCUAUAAUUAUUCCGUCCGAUGAUAAUCAUAUUUGUACAUCAUCACCACCAUCACCACCACCACCAUCGCAACCAUCAUCAUCAUCAACAUCAACAGCAUUAUCUAGACAUUCAACUAAAUCACCUUCACAUCAAGCAACACUUUUAGCUCGUCGACAUUUUCAUGUAUAUGAUUGGACACGUCUUUCAUUUUAUGAUAAUGUACCACCACCACUUGGUUAUCAAAGUGAACCAUUAUUUAUUGAUAAUCAUUCUCCAACAACAACAUCAAUAUCAUCUACAGAUGAAAAUAAUAUAAAACAUUUAUCAUUAACACAUAUACGUUCAUCAACUGAUAGAAAAGAUUCUGGUCUUGAUACAAGUAGUGUUGAAAGACAAAUUGAUUCUAUUGCAUUAACAACAAAUACUGAACAAUUACAUCGAUCAACAACUUCUUUAUCAUCAUCUUUAUCAUCAGAAAAUGAUGCAACAAAUACUAUACCAUCAUCAUCAACACCAUCACGUUUACCAACUAGUCGCAAAAUUCGUGUGAAAUGGCAUUCAUUUACAAAAUCUCAUCGUCCAAGUUUUAAUUCAUCAAAAUAUCAUUUAGGACAAAUGUCUGUUGGACAAUUAUUUGCUUUACGUCGUGCAGCAUCAAUACGUAUACAAGAAUUACUUGAUACAACAAGAAUAUUAUCAUCAAAUAAAGAUGAUCAAAUACCAACAUUAGUUAAUACAACAGUUGCAACAUCACAAAGUUUACUUGCAACUGCAUUUAGUGCUGUACCAAAAUUAAUUAUUCGACGACAUCAACAAAGAAAAGAAGGUCAUCAUCAUCCUCAAAUAAAAGAUAUUAAAAAAACUGUAUUUGGUGUAUCACUUCUUUCAAUGACACAACGUACUGGACAUCCAGUACCAAUAACAAUAAUUUCAGCAAUGAAAUAUUUAAGAAGAACAUCAAUUGAUAGUGUUGGAAUAUUUCGUAAACCUGGUGUAUCACAUCGUAUAAAACGUUUACAUGAUUUAAUUGAAUCUGAUCUUGAAUUUCAUCAAUUCGAUGAUUUUAGUCCAUAUGAUGUAUCUGAUGUAUUAAAACAAUAUUUUCGUUCAUUACCUGAAUGUUUAUUUACAACAAAAUUAUCACCAUUAUUCCUUAAUAUAAGUGAACAUUUUUCUACAAUAUCAUCUUCAACAUCAAUUGAUUCAACAUUAAUUAAAUUAAAUAAUGAACGUCGUUUACGUUCAUUACAAUAUGCUGUUCUUUUAUUACCAGAUGAAAAUCGUCUUGUUUUACAUUUACUUUUAUCAUUUUUAAAUGAUGUUUCAAAACAUUCAAAAACAAAUCAAAUGAGUUCAAUUAAUCUUGCAACUUGUUUUGCACCAACAUUAUUUUCGUUUUAUAAUUAUAAUAACAACAACAAUAAUAAUAAUAAUAAUAAUAAUAAUAUUGAAAUAAAUGAUUCAACAUCAAUAUCAAUACGUAAAACUUCACAAACAAUUAUUUCUUCAAAUAUAAUGGGUAUGCCUGAUUGGAGAGAAAUUCAAGAACAACGUAAAGCUAUGGAAAUUCUUUCAUUUAUGAUUGAUAAUGUUCGUUUAUUAUUUCUUGUACCUGAUGAACUUCAUCAAGCAUGUCAUUUUUCUUAUAUUGAAAUUGGUGAACCAUGUACACUUGAUGAAUUAUCUCGUCGUGUAUCAGAAACAACAACAUCAAUAACAACUACAACAACUCCUAUUUUAAAUAAAUAUCGUCGAUGUUCAUCAAGUAAUCUUGUUGGUAAACGUACAGCACAACAACGUGCUACAGAAAUUGGUACAAUAUCAGCAUCUGAUUCUAUUGGUUCAUUAUCAUCAUCACCAUCAGUAUCAUCAUCAUGUGAAAAUAUGCUUUUAAAUGAUAAUUUAUCUGGUAAUCAUUGUUCAACAUCACCAACAACAAUAAAAUCAUUUUCAUCAUCACGUUUAUUUAAUGAUGAUACAAAUACAUCUUUACAUUCAUCAUCAACAACAACAACAGCAGCAAAUAUAAAAAGUUCUUCUUAUCAAGGUUUUAUGGAUCGUUGUAUUGUUGAAGUUAUGCGUGAAUCAUGUUCAAAUAAAUUAAAAGGAUGGACAUCAUUUGGAAUAAAUAAUGAAUUAGAAUUAGCAUUUAAAAAAUUAGAUGAUGGUCAUCCACUUGGAUUAUGGAAAUGUUCAGUAGAAAUUGAAGCACCACCUAUUGAAAUAUUAAAUCGACUUUUAAAUGAACGACAUUUAUGGGAUGAUGAUUUUCAAUCCGGUACAAUUAUAGAACAGUUAAAUCAAAAUACACAUGUUUAUCAAUAUACACUUAAUUCAAUGGCUCCUCUAGCAUCACGAUAUUUUUGUGAAGUACGUAGUUGGAGAACAAAUAUUCAAUUGAAUUCAAAUGGAAAUUAUCAAAAUUCAAUAUCAAUAAAUAAUAGUAAUGUAAUAACACUAACAGUUGGUUCAUCAUCAUUGGCAUCAUCAAGUGCAAUAGCAUCAUUUGAUACAACACAAAAUCCAAAUAAUCAAAAACGUGAUGCUUGUGUACUUGUUUGUACAUCCAUUGAACAUCCAAAAGCACAUUGUCCACCAACACUUGUUCGUGCUGUUACAUUAGCUUCUCGAUAUUUAAUACAAUCUGUCGGUUGUGGAAAAUCAAAAGUAACACAUUUAAGUCGAGUAGAUUUAAUGGGACGUUCUCAUGAAUGGUAUACGAAAGCAUAUGGGUCAAUACUAACUCGAUCGAUAACGAAACUUAGAGAUUCAUUUAUUCAUUUAAAUACGGGACCCGAAACAAAAGUCUGA